Molecule: messenger RNA, 1985 nt
Organism: Orbicella faveolata
Lineage: Eukaryota; Metazoa; Cnidaria; Anthozoa; Scleractinia; Merulinidae
Source: RefSeq, a predicted model, not a curated record
CGUGGCCUAUUAUUGCUACUCUGUAGAAUCUCAAUUCCGACUCCACUUUGCUGUAGCCAAACGUAUAGCACAGUCGCACACGUAGCGGAUGUUAUUGUCGUCGUCUGACACUUGAAAACAUCGGCUGAUCAAACUAAAAACAAAAGGGUAUCUUGACAAACGAAUCAAUGAUAUCAUGCUAAAUGAAUGUUAGUCAUGCAUAGUAGAACCUCAAAUUUGCCAUACGACACCAACGGAUCACGAGGAAAUAACACUGUCAAGUUAUUGUUUUAAAUUAACUUGUUGUGAUCCGUAGGGUUUACCUGGUUGCGAACAAGCUACGUCGCUCAUUUUAAAACGUUAAGAAAAAUCAGGGUAACUAAAUCUUCACCGUAUCGAGCCCUAGAUGCCGACGUCAGCCAUUUUAUCCACAGACAGGGCAUAUUCGAGCAUAAUAAGGAAAUCUGAAUGUGUAAUUAGUUAACAUCCGUUAACCAAGUAAGACAGCAAGAAGCACCAAGAAAAAUCAUUAUGCGUUAGAUUAUUGUUGUUAUCUCUAGCAAUUAAGUCUGCAGGGUGGUUGGAAUACUUCUAUUGCUUUGAUUUCAGUAGGGAAACUCGAAAACUGUGACGCUUUGUUUACUCAAUUACGUAUACAAAGUGAACAAGGGGAUUUCCCCUCUAGUCUGUGGUUCGGUCGUGAUGUAAACCGUUUUGAGUUUACUAGUUUUUGAGAAUAGAGAACAACGAUUCACGUUAUUGAAUGGAAACAAAAAUACAUCGAUACUGACUCUAUCCUUUAAUGCAUAAUCCUUAAACUUGGCUUCAUGCAUUGUCGUAUCAUGGUACACGAGUUUUCUGACAUUUCGACACGGUCAAGGAAACGGUUGCUAUUUCCCGGAUGAAAACAACAACAAAGAAGCAGAAACCGAAACAGUUAUGCUCUCUUACGGAGAGAGCCGCUGCUCACUAGUUCAACUGUUUUAAGGGUUCAUUUGGUUCUCGCCGAGAUUGAAUCGUAGAAAUAAAACCGCAAAUGAAUUUUAAACAUUUUUAAAACCUAGAAACUGCACACGUGGGUUGGCGCAAAAACCACCACGUGCCACUACAUGUCACCUGAUCACUGAUAUGAUGUAUAACGUCCUUAUUUGGUCAUGGUGGGGUGAUGUAUUCAUUUGAACGCGUCAUUCAGAACUGACUCAUACUGCAAAGUAAUUCUCAUAAACUGCCGGUCUGUAAGCGUUUCGCUGUUUCUUUAACGCAAUUUAUGGGUCAGAAUAACCUUGUCAUUUUCUUGCUGCUAAUCACUCCCUUAGAGGGCUUUCUCAGUUCAGGAAUCGGUAAUGGCAACAUCUCUUCGCCAGCGACAAUCCGCAAAAAGGUAACUCUGGCCUGUCCCGCGUUACAAGAAGUGGUUAGGAACGACGGGACAUUCUACAUCGCCUAUUGGUCAGUUUGUACAUCAAAAAGAUGUGACCAGCAAGACACUACAUGGGAUUGGAUUGCUGGUAUGAACAAUAAAGGAAUCACCAAGGUUGGACGAGAAAGAGUCAACAUCACGAGUGAUGGAGCUCUGGAAAUUCACAAAGUGAACCUGAGUGAUACUGGGCAAUAUAUGUGCACUGUCAAAAGAAUCAACCACUCAUCGCCUGCAGUACAUCAUACAACUCUUGUUGUCACUGAAGAAGCAACUAAUCAGCAAGACAUCGAAGCCACAAAGAAGCCGGAUAAAAAGGACUGCAAACAAGAUUACUCAGAGAACAGUGAAAGUCACGUUGACACUAUGAUGGUAACGACCUCUGCACUCUCUGUGCUUUUGGUUCUUGCUGUUGGGUAUAUAGUUUACCUGAAGCGAAAUGAUAUCCGCUGUUGGAACCAGGGGAAUUCUUCAGUGCGAGAAAGUGUCUCCAAAGUGAAUGUAGCAGAGGUAGCAUAAAAUGGAAACACAAACAAUUACACAAACAAGACAAAAUAAAUACAAUAAACUAAUUGAUAAAUAAGUAAAA